Molecule: messenger RNA, 1226 nt
Organism: Paramecium sonneborni
Lineage: Eukaryota; Ciliophora; Oligohymenophorea; Peniculida; Parameciidae
Source: the annotation of a GenBank genome assembly
AUACAAUUAUGAGCACCAUGUCAAAAGUAGAUAAAUAAAUAGACUUAGAAAAACGAACCAAUUUAAAAGAUAUAAAUUGUAUUUCUUCAUUCUUAAUUUGUAGUUGAUAGCCUUCGAAACAAUAAGUGUUUAAAUUAAUCACAAAUCAAAGUAGGAAAUUUCAACUAAAAAAAUUCUAAUUCAACAAUCAAUAAUAUUGGUGAUAGCUUAUAGAGAUAAUUUAAAGCUCAAAAUGAAUUAUUAAAUUCAAAUAAAUUAUUAAAAGGAACAAAAUUAUCAAUAUAGGAAUAAAGCAAAAAUAUAAAUAUAAUAGGUUCUCCCUCAAAUAUAAUCAACGAUAGAAGAAACAAAAGUUCAAAAUUAAUAUAAAACUAAAUUCAGAAUUAACACUUAAGUUAAGAAAAGUUAGGAAUAAAUAAUUAAUAUUCUAGAAAUGAUCUCGACCCUUAAAACUCCUAAAGUCUUUAAAGUAAAAAAAUUAGGAUAUUUUUUAGUAUAUCAAUUGCAUUUUUCAAAUUCAAUCAAAUAGACAGAUAACAAAACCAAAUAAGAAUAAUUGAAUCCAAAAAAAAGUAUUAUUUCAUAAGAUAACAAACAAACCUCUAAAAAUAGUCUUUAAUAAAUUUCUGGAAAGCAAAUCUUACAAAAUAAAUUAUAAGCAAACAAUGACUAAACUAAUUAAAAACAAUGUCAAAGCAUGUAUAAUUAAACAUCAAAUAAUUAAAAGGGUAACUUUUAUAUUUUUAAUAUUUUUAGAAAGCAUUAUUAAAGGAUCUGUAUCAAUGAUUUAGAACUAAUAAUAAAUAAUAGCUAUAUCAGAGAGUCCAUAAAAAAUAAAAUUAAAUCUAUAAGCUACAUAAUUUUCUUAGACUUCAAGCUAAAUUCUAUUAACCGAAGCAGCAACAAAAUUAUUCAAUUGCUUAUAUUGUUAUAAUUAAGUAGAAUCUGAUUCGAUUUAAUUGAGUUGUUUACACAAUUACCAUGUUUAAUGUUUGGAGGAACAUAUUUCAGUUUAAAUAAAUUAAGGUAAAGCUUUAAUUCAUUGUUAAUGUAAUAUAAAAAUUCCUUAAAAAUUUGUUCUUCUACAUUUUUCAAAAAACUCUUAAAUUAAAGAGUUGUUUCUGAAAAAUUAAUUAUAAUUUUUAAUUAAAUCCUUCAUAUAGAAAAACUAGGACAAAAAAAUUAACUAUGAUUCAAAUCCAUAAAUUGAAUUUAAAAAUAAAUGA